CACCUUUUAAUCCAUCGCUAUGUAGCACAUAACAGACGGGGGAGCGGCCCCAGCGGCGUGGCAGCAGCAGAACUCAAGGCAGCUUCACAGUGCAUCCCACUUUCUGUGGAGAAGUACCUAUCACAAGAGACCAGGUCUCAGCAGUGAUGUGGAGUCAGGCUGAAGGACCCACAAGGCAAAUCUACAGCAAUGAGAGAAAGGUCCAGAUUAAUUUCUGGUGCUUUGCCAUCAAGUCAACACUACCAUGCCAGGAACAAGUGUGAUCUGGAAUCUGCCCAGUUAGCAUCAUUACAGCUGGGAUUUUCCUAAACUAGAGGCCCUUGCAAAAAGUCUCUCUCCAGCUUUUUAAGGUCCCCUUCAGAUACCUGAAGGCUGCUCUAAAAUCUCCCCAGAGCCUUCUCCUCUCCGGGCUGAACAGCCCCAACUCGCUCAGCCUAUCUUCACAGGAGAGGUGGUCUGGCCCUCUGAGCAUCUUUGCGGCCUCCUCUGGAUUUUUUCCAACAGGUCCAUGUCCUUCUUAUGUUGGGGGCCCCAGAGCCGGACAAAAAGCUCCAGGCUAACAGGUCACAGUGGCUAAUGAAAGGAUCCAACAUGUCAGAACCAGUGCAAGGUGGGAGCUGGACAAGCAGUGAGGUUGAUGUACAAAAGAAGGCUAGAGCUGGUGCAGCCAGCCUUCAGAUUAGCAAAAUGUUUGGGACAGUAGUGGUUGGAGUUGGAAUUGCUGGCUUAGCACGAAUCCGAGACCUGAUGAAUCCAAUGCCUUCCAGCCCUUCUGAGCACCUGAAACUCCUUGGAUUCGUAUCCAGGAGAAGUUUUGGAAAUAUCAAUGAGGCCAAGCAGAUUAGCCUGGAAGAUGCUCUAAAAAGCAAAGAGAUCCAUGCAGCCUUCAUCAGCACAGAGAACAGAAGUCAUGAAGAAACCAUCAGAAUGUUUUUAGAAGCUGGGAAACAUGUCCUUGUUGAGUACCCCAUGGCUUUGUCUGCUAAGGCAGCCCAUGAGCUCUGGGAGAUGGCUGAGCAGAAAGAUAAAGUGCUCCAUGUGGAGCACAUUGAACUUCUUACUGAAGAGUACAAGCAGCUGAAAAAAGAGGUGGCUGGGAAAGACCUGGUGAAGGGAACGCUGCAUUUCACAGGUAGCGUCCUUGAUGAAAACAAAUCAGGAUUCCCAGCUUUCAGUGGAAUUGCCCGACUGACUUGGCUGAUUGACCUCUUUGGAGACCUCACUGUUACCUCCGCCACCAGAGAAAAGCAGAAGGAGAAGAAUUAUUCCAGAAUGACUGUUCACUUCCAGACAGCAAACAAGAAACCUCUGACUUGGAUUGAAGAAAGGGGACCAGGGAUGAGACGUGAAAAGAAAAUCAACUUCUGUUUCACAAGUGGUUGCCUGGAGAACUUCCCUCAAGCCCCAAGGUCUUCUGUGGGCCUUUUCAUGCAGGAUCAGAACCUCUUUGCCAAAAAACUGCUGGGCCAGGUAUCCAAGGAAGAGCUGGCUGCUGAGAAAUGGAGAAUUUUGAGGUGCCUUGACCUUGCUGAGGUGAUCCAACAGUACUGUGAAGAGCCAGAGAAAAUCUAUUCCUGAGACUGCUCUUAGGGAAGCAAGAACAUGGCAGACAGAAAAGCUGUAGGGCUAGAACUCACUGUUGCCAUCAAGCAGUUGCUGUUUCUAUUUUAUUACCUUGUUUUCAAUUACUUGUGAUUCCUAGACUCUCUGGGUGUUCUGGAGAGCCUGGGCUAUACUGUGUGCCUUCUGGUUUGCACCAGAGCAAAGCAGCAUUCACCUCCACCAAUGCAUUGCUGUCCUUUCAGGUAGAUAGGAACCUACCAACAACAGGCUUUCUUGUGAUUCAGUUGGAAAUAUCCCUGAGAGGAUUUCCUGGAGAACUGUAAAUACUAUAUAUAAUUUUCUCUUCUGAGAUGUGUUCCCCCCACUCCAGAUAUGUCUGAAAAUGAGAUGUGUGUCGAUGGUAUUCAUGUACUAUUUUCUAGAAAGGAGUAUUAUCUACAAUGAAGUUCUUGUUGAGUUUUCCACCUCUCUACUUGAUAUGCAGAACUUGUACCACCACAGUUCUGGCCUUUUCUUCCAGAUGCCCUGAAUUGUUCUGUGUGUUUGCUCUAAUUAGUUGUUAGGUUUGCGGUGCUUUUGUGUGUGGUUUCAUUUUUUGGGGAGGUGGGUGGUUUUCACAGUAGAAGUCAUCUACCUUUAAAUAGAAUCCUUAUUCAUAUCAAACCAGAAUAGAAGAAAAAUCUUGUCUCUUGACAGUUGCCAUGUUAGUUCACUCAGUUUCUCUGGUGUCCUGUGCCAGCAUGCAAAUCUUUUCCCAGCAGAGAUUAGGAACAUGUAUUCAACUAAUGCUUUGCCUGCCUGCUUUCUACUGAAUCUAAAUAUUUUUCUUCUGUUGUACUGGAAGCAGCAUAUUAUUGUGCCUCAUUUUUGUUCUGUAUCUAAUUCAGCAUGUGAAUGGAUAACAGUGAAAAAUAAUAAAUAUCCCGCCUUUAAGAAAAAAAGUAACUAAUGUGCUACUGGAAACAGGGAAGUUCAUUAGAAAUAGUGAUAAAUUUAGAAUAGAACUGUAGAAAAUGGAGCAAUUUGCAAAUAUAGCCAUGCAGUUAUGUCAUGGUUCAACCCCAGCUGGCAGGUAAGCACCACGCAGUUGCUUGCUCAGUGGGAUAGGGAAGAGAAUCAGAAAGGUAAUAGUGAGGGAAAAAAAGGUGUGUUGAGAUAACGACAGUUUACCAGGUAGAGCAAAAGCCGCAUGUGCUAGCAAAGUGAAACAGGGAAUUAAUUCACCACUUCCCAUGGGCAGGCAGGUGCUCAGCCAUCCCAGGAGCCCAUGGGCUCGAUCAUGCGCAGAGGCUACUUGGGAAAACAAAUGCCCUCAUUCUGAACUUCCCCCCCUUCCUUCUCCUUUCUCACCUUUAUAUGGUCAGCACGACACCCUAUGGUAUAGGAUAUCCCUUCGGUCAUUUAGGGUCAACUGUCUUGGCUGUGUCCCCUCCCAAAUUCUUGCGAACUCCCAGCCUACUUGCUGGCAGGAUGGGAUGAGAAGCAGAAGAGCUCUUGAGGCCAUGCAAGAACAACUCAGGAAUAACUAAAACAUCCCUGUUUUAUCAACACUGUUUCCAGCACAAAUUCAAAACAUAGGCCCAUAUUAGCUACCGUGACUCGAUUUAACUCUACCCCAGCCAAAGCCAGCACAGGUUAUAGCAUGUGACACUUGUGUGAAUGCGUCUUUAGCAUUUAUACUGUAGUCACAGGAUCACAUAGGAAAAUAUUAUCACUUCCCUAAAGAAGCAUUUUAGGUUUAGAAGCUUAAACACUGCACAAAACUAUUAACAAUUCAUCUGGUUGCCUUUUACUUUCUAAUUGCAGCAUCUGUUGGUGCUACAUUAAUAUAGUAGCAAACCGCAGUCUGUGCAGUUAUUCUUUCAAACCAGAAACAUCUUUUUCUUUCCACAUUAUCACUUGGGCAAUCUUUUAAUAAGGGAACAUACAUGUUGUGAAUUGAUACAUAAUUACAGCCAGUCAAUAUUGAUGAAAAAAGUCUUCCUUUGGGUAAAUUGUGUUCAUUCGGAAGUAAGAUACUGUUCAUUUAGCUGGAAACAAGGAAGUAAAGUCCAUAUAUUUUCUUCCAAAUCAGUCAGAUUUUAGGAGUGACUGGAGCUUGAUGUGUGAAUGAAUUCUGCAUGUGACAUUUGUUUAAAUCUACCCUAUCUGUUAGAAUCAGUAAAAACCCUCCUAACGGGUUGAAACCCUUGUGGGUUGGCAGCAGAUUUGUGCAGGCAGAUCCUGCACUUGUCCACCCAAAUGGACACCUUACUGAGCAUUCACAUGGUCUUCUGUGCCAGUGUGGUGAACAUGGUGUGGGCAGAUCUGAUGCUGUAUGAGGUGGAAAAGUGGAUUUUUGGCAAAAUGCAGAAAGUCUAUCUAGGAUUAGAAUGAAAUUAGAAUUUUCUCUGUGUGUCUGUCUGCUAUGUAUGACAGCCUGUGAAAGGUCCUGUUUCUUGAUAAAUUCCUCAUCUGUGAAUAUGGGAUGAAUGACACUAGUUUACAUGCUAAUUCAGAAUGGGUGGCUUUGGGGGGAAGGCAAAGGGAACGGAGAUUCACACAUCUCUAGGCAUCAAAAUUAGCCAACACAUCUCCCUGGGCAUGCUCUGCAAUUGCUGGUGAGAGCAUUAUUAUUCCUCUAAGAAACAGAGAAUAAAUUCACAGGAGCUCUGCAGAGCAGCAGUAUAACAUUGUGCAGUGAAUUGGCUUCUGGAGAAGCUUGUUUCUAUAUAGAGCACCUGGGGAAAUUAGUUGGUUAAUUUGAGCUAGGGAAAGCAGAUGCCUAGAGCUGGAUAUCCCACACUCCCCUCCACCCCCUUUCUAUUAGUUAGGUAAGCUAACCUGCUUACCUACUGCUGUCUGCCCUGCUCCUGGGAGCCUGCAGCAUUUAAAUGGCUUUUCCUUCUGCACUGUGAAUUUGCCAAGGUACUGUGAUGGUUUGUAUAUGAGAGCUACUGGAUGCCCAGUUUCAAAUGUAUGUAUUGUUUAACCAGAUGCCAAACUCACCAAUAAAAUAUUGGAACUCUUAA
Molecule: messenger RNA, 4574 nt
Organism: Myiozetetes cayanensis
Lineage: Eukaryota; Metazoa; Chordata; Aves; Passeriformes; Tyrannidae
Gene: BLVRA
Product: biliverdin reductase A
Exons: 12
Coding region: 520-1578 (352 amino acids)
Biological process (GO): heme catabolic process
Cellular component (GO): cytoplasm
Molecular function (GO): zinc ion binding; biliverdin reductase [NAD(P)H] activity; nucleotide binding
Source: RefSeq, a predicted model, not a curated record